AUGGGUCCACAGGACCAGACAGGAGCGAAACGGAUCAGGGGGAAGCCCGUUCCCAGUCAGCCAGGAUCUCAUGGCCCGACAGUCAUGAACGUGCCGCCGCCAUCAACAGGGUCCAGGGAGGCCUGCGAUGAGUGCCGGAUCCGCAAGGUCCGUUGCAACAAGGAAUAUCCCAAGUGCUCCAGCUGCCGCAAAUCCAACCUCGCCUGUGGCUUCUCGAACAAGGGGAAGCGAGUCAAUCAUACCAAGAAACUGGUGAACGAUGUCGAAAUCCUCGGAAACCGUCUCGGGAAGAUUGAAGAGGCGCUCAUUCGCUGUUUGUCGGCCGUCGAGCGUUCGCAGACUCCGUCAAACGCGACGGCACGGCAAAGCUCGGUUAUCCCGUCUGACGACAGCAGCCAUCCCGACCCCAAUGAUAGUGCGCCUACGGACGGAAACACGCUCACAGAUGCGUCGUUAGAAACGAAUGCCGAAGCAUGCAAUGACCCUACCUUCCCUGGAUCAACCCCGAUUGCUUCUUUUUAUACCGAAGCCCAGGCGGCGUGCGAUAGACUGAGAUCGGUAGUACCGUUCGCGAGUCCAGACAGCCAGCACAGUCCGGCUUCGCCGGAUUUCAUACCAGACCGGACUGGUUCAUUACAGUCACGGCUUCAAGAAGUCGGCGAACUGUUUGAGAAAUUCGCCCGAGAAAGCCCGGUCAUGUCGAUACCCGAGUCCGAUGGCCUGCUGCCUUCAUUACCACCACGAGCGCUGGUGGAGACCUGUCUAGAAACAUACUUUGCCUGCUUGAGUCCCUUUCUGCCCCUCUACAGCCGGCAGAGUGUCAUGGCGGCCAUUGACGAGCAAUACGGACCCCGAGUCAAUAGUCCCGACCCUGCCUGGGUGAUCUCGUUCAACAAUAUUCUUCUGCAGACCCUGGAUGCCAGAUAUAGUGCAGCGACACGAGCGGGUUCCAUCACUCACAACCUCCUGGAAGAGGAGCUCAUCAAAAGUUUGUUGUUAAACUAUCGACGAGGGUACAACAAUUUCGAGAGACUUUUGAGACCACAGUUGGCGAACGUGCAAGCCCUGUUAAGCAUGGUAGGCCGUCCCUUCUUCAUGCAUGGUAUAUUCACUGUCUUACCGGCUCAGGCUUUGAUCGCCUUAAAGUACUUUUCUCUCGCGACCUUCGAGACAGUCUUCGCACAGGCGUGCCAGCUAGCCAAAUCCAUUGGUCUCCAUCAAAGCAGUCCGGACUCGGAGAACGCAGAACAGAAAGAUCUGUGGUGGUCAUUGUUCAUCAUCGAUAAGCACGCAUCUUUCCUGGCCGGCAAGCCUUGCCUGCUUCCGUCGUAUGACUGCGGGCUGCCGUUCCCAGUGGCCAAGUCGGAGCAUCUCCCACGGGAUCAACGUUCGGCACACAUCUCUCUGGCCCGGAUCCAAGAAGACGUCUACCAACGUCUCUACUCGGCGCAAACCGCUCACAAGGGCCGCGAGUACAUCAGUCGUCAAACUCAGCAGAUCAACCGAACAUUGGAUGACUGGGAAAUCCAGCACAAACACAUCCUCUCUCCUGCAAGCACCAUGACGGCCCAGGAAGCCUUCUGCCUCACCGAGCUGCGCUACACACUGUGUACACUCCGGGUCCUGGCUCAAAGGUUGGAACAUACAGCCAACAACCGCCGCUCACGCGUAGAAUAUGCGCGGGCGGGCCUUCGCCUCUUGCGGGAGACAUGUGAUACCCAUGGCGAUAGCGUCGUUGAACUUGCCCUGUACCAAAGUAUCUGCCUGAGUUAUUACAUGACGUUGUUCCUCGAACUCUUCAUUGCGAUCAUGAAAGAGUACCAGCAAGACCAUCGCGCCGAUGCCGAGCUGCUUUCGUCCUUCGCAGCCCACAUGAACUUCUUCUCCGCCAAAUCCUCCCCUACAUCUCAAGCGUCCAAAGCCGCCUACAUGACUAGUCUCUGUACCGACAUUGCUCUCGCCAUCCAGAUGCUCGACGAUGGCUUCCCGCAACAAACAGCCCUGUCGAGGCCAAAUUCUGUCCCGGACUCUCCAGGUCUCACGACCACCUCUACUGCGUCGACCUUUGGACCUGAGAUACUCGAGAGCUCGUCAUGGCCGGCGGGCAUCCCCACCUCAUAUAUAGGAGAUCCCUCCUGGGAAUUAUCCUCCUUUGCCACUGACGGAAACCUUAACAUGAAGAUGCACGAAACGCAGGCCAAGUCUUACGAGCAGUAUGGACUUUCCGCUGAAAGUACCCCCACUGCAGGAUUUGCCUACAGAUCAGACCUGGCGGGGAUGGGCUCGAUGGAGUUUGAUGCAAUGCUUGAUACGUUUGCUUCAUAUGAUCACGUAGGCGCACUUCUGCAUAGCGACCGAAUUUAG
Molecule: messenger RNA, 2364 nt
Organism: Aspergillus fumigatus Af293
Lineage: Eukaryota; Fungi; Ascomycota; Eurotiomycetes; Eurotiales; Aspergillaceae
Source: RefSeq, a predicted model, not a curated record